Molecule: messenger RNA, 1458 nt
Organism: Funneliformis geosporum
Lineage: Eukaryota; Fungi; Glomeromycota; Glomeromycetes; Glomerales; Glomeraceae
Source: the annotation of a GenBank genome assembly
AUGGCAUUUGCUGGAUUUUUAUUAUUGCCAUUUACCAUGAUAGCAACGACUUUGCUGCAUAAUGAACUAUUCUCUGGAAAUUAUUAUUUGAGUUGGUUGAAUGCUGAAUUAUUGGUGACUUUGUGGAAUUAUACAUUUAUCGGUUGUAAUAUUGCUUUAUUUGCUUUAUUACCCUUCGCUUUUUUCUAUAAUGAAACCGAUCAACUUCGAACUUUUUUCGCCAAGGCAAGAGAAACCUUGACUAUAAUGGUUUUGGUUGGAAUGUUGAUGUACGCGUUUAUUUAUAUUUUAAAAUUGAUUUUCGGAAUGUCGGGCGUAGAUGAAUUGGAAAUUUUGAAUUUAUUUACAUGUGUAGGAGGUGCAUUAAUAUGUUUAAAAGCAACGCCAAAAGGUUAUAUUGCAAUAUUUUCGUGGAUUAGCAGACUUCCUUUGCGGCCAAAUUAUCGAAGAUCCUUAAAGGAAAAAUUGAUACAAAACAAGAUGGAUAUUACUGUAUGGCAACAAAGGUUGGAGAAUUUAGAACGUGGGUUGAGGUCAUCGCACGGUGCAAAUAACACAAUGUCACGUUCUGCUGUAUUGGUUCCUUCAGCAGCCUCACAAUGCCCUUAUUCAUCCGAAAAGUUGUACGCACCCAUUAAUGGACUGGCCAAUAAUACAUCUAAUAGAUCAAGUAAUCUUUCGAAUUCAAGAAGAGAAAUCAUUGCAAAGCUUAAAAAACUUGAAGAAGAAAGACGACAAACGCAAAAAGAUCUAUCUCACUCUGCACUUUAUCGUAAUAUAUUGUUUUUGGUUCUUAUCCUAGUCAGUCAUUGUAUUUGGUUUCUUGUACUUGGUCACAUCUUGUACACUUUGGUAAAGAGUUUGUUAGUUGAUGAUGAAAAAGACUUAAAAAAUUUGGAAGCUCUUUUUGGCAAACAAACCGUAUCAAUCUUUGGAAGAUUUGGCACAUUGAAUGACAUUACAUUGAUAUUUUAUUUCACCUCGGCAACAAUUAUUGGAGUUUAUUCCAUUUCACCAUUUAAAAGGAUCAGACCUCGCUUCGGAAGGAUGACCGUUCAACAUAUGAUAACAAAUGUUACAAUUUUAUUGGUUAUAAGUAGUUCAUGGCCUGCUUUGGUUAGAAUCUUGGGUUUGACAAGAUUAGGUUCAGCUGGACCUUAUGAGAAUUUUAGUACAAUGACAAAUACAGGACAAUACCUUGCAAUGGUUUUUAGGGUUUGUACUCUGAUCACAACGGUUUUCUCAAUGCUGGAAUAUUAUGUAUUGAGGAAUCUUCGACGUGUACGGGAUACGAUGAUCAGACAUCCUUCUCGUCCUUCUGUUCUUAAUGAAAUUCCACGUAAUCAUAAUCAUGAAAGGUUUCAUCAUCAACAACAGAAUGGUAAUAUGGAUGAAGCACAUUUGAGUGGAUACUUUAUUCAUCAUUCUCCACCUGAUCAUCAUGGUAUGCGACGAUAA